CAAUGUCACGUGAGUUUUAUGGUCAAUGGGUGACCACUGAAUUGAUAUAUGUACCAAAUAUAUUUUAUUUUAUGUUAUUUUUGUAACUUAUUAAGUAUUUUGCCACAUAAGGAAAAUAUCAAACUAUGAAGUCAUAAAAUAUUUCAUUACUUGACACAAGCGUUCCUGUUAUUAAAGUGUUAAUUUUUCAGUGUUAUUAUUAGGAAUACUAAAAUGGCAUAUUUGUGCAGUCGAUAUAAAAUAAUUGUUCUGGUCAUGGUUGUGCUAAUUAUGUGGCAAGUUUAUGCUAAUUAUUCGCGGUUUGUGUUAAAAAAACCAGCAACUACGCCGGAGAGUAAUAUAGUUCAAUUGGAAGAUGAUGCAUACAACACACAUAAACAGGACAAAGUUAAAAUAAGAGUAUAUUAUGAAACAUUGUGUCCAGAUUCAAAGCACUUUUUUAUAAAGCAUUUAGGGCCAGUUACUGAGAAGCUUUCAGAUUUCAUUGAUGUGGCUUUAGUCCCAUAUGGAAAAGCAACUACAACAGAAAAAAACGGUCAGUAUUACUUCAAAUGUCAGCACCAAGAAGAAGAAUGUUAUGCUAACAAAGUACAUGCAUGUAGUAUAGACAUACUAAAUGAUAUGGUAUUAGCAGUGAAGAUAACAGUCUGCAUGAUAGAGGAUAAUUAUGAUGCUGAUGCAGCUCUUACAAGGUGUGCAAAGCAAUUGAAUAUAGAACCAGAACCUAUCCUUAACUGUGCUGGAAGUACUCAUGGCUCUGAACUAUUAAAAAAAUAUGGUGACGAUACACAUAUCUUGAAACCCACAUUUAUACCAACUGUAUUAUUGAACAGUUCAAGAGAUAAUCAAGCAGCUAUAUUAAAGAAUUUCUUAUUAGAAGUAUGCAAAUUAAUAUCUAUGCCACUGCCACCACCGUGUUUGUGACAUUUCCGACUAAUUAGUAACAAGUACAUUCAAUUAAAUUAACCAAAAGUCUGAGAAUAUUGACAUAACAUAGAUUAUCAAUACAAUUUAUCAUGAUGCGUUGUAAUUUUGAUUCACUUCUAUUUGUGUCUGUAAUAAUACUUGUUUUCAUUACUAUAACUUAAAUGUAUUUAAAAUGGAUUUGAAUGCUUUCAGCAGUUUUCCUAUAAUACUUUUGUUCCUUAAAAAUGGUAUUAGUAAUUAUAGGCUUUAAUUGUAUUCAAUUAAAUUAGAUGUAUUUGGUUUAGUGAGGCUAAUCAAAAUUAAAUCUAAAUUAUUUACUGUUUAUAUAAAGAAAGUUCUUUCCAAUCAAACUUAAUAUUUACCUAUACAUCUUAUACAUAUUUGGUUGUGUUCUUAUUUUAAGUUUUAAAAUUGUUAAUUAAGGAUUUUUGUAACAAAUAUGUUCUUGCCAAAUGCUAAAAUGCUCACUGUGAUUAAUUAA
Molecule: messenger RNA, 1408 nt
Organism: Zerene cesonia (dogface butterfly)
Lineage: Eukaryota; Metazoa; Arthropoda; Insecta; Lepidoptera; Pieridae
Product: GILT-like protein 1
Exons: 4
Coding region: 214-924 (236 amino acids)
Molecular function (GO): oxidoreductase activity, acting on a sulfur group of donors, disulfide as acceptor
Source: RefSeq, a predicted model, not a curated record